CAUCACAGAGAAGAAACAAAUAGGUGGCGUUUCUCUGUUGAAGUACAGUUUACUCCUCCAACCGCGAGAGUACAAGUCACUUUGAGCGAUAAAUAAAACACCGGAUAUUUCUCUCACGAUAUUUGGAGAGGUGUAGAAAGAUGGGGAAACACAACAGCAAGCUCGCUCCUGAGGUGCUAGAUGACUUGACCAAGAGUACAGAGUUCAACGAAGCUGAGCUGAAGCAGUGGUAUAAAGGAUUCCUAAAGGACUGUCCAUCUGGCAUCCUCAACCUGGAAGAGUUUCAGCAACUCUACGUCAAGUUCUUUCCUUAUGGCGACGCUUCAAAAUUCGCCCAGCAUGCCUUUCGGACAUUUGACAAAAACGGUGAUGGUACCAUUGACUUCAGAGAGUUCAUCUGCGCACUGUCCAUCACUUCCAGGGGAAGUUUUGAGCAGAAACUCAACUGGGCCUUCAACAUGUACGACCUCGACGGAGAUGGCAAGAUCACACGCAUGGAGAUGCUGGAGAUCAUUGAGGCAAUCUACAAGAUGGUUGGUACGGUGAUCAUGAUGCGUAUGAACGAGGACGGGCUGACCCCGCAGCAGCGCGUGGACAAAAUCUUCAGCAAGAUGGACAAGGACCACAAUGACGAGAUCACGCUGGAGGAGUUCAAAGAGGCGGCCAAGAGCGACCCCUCCAUUGUUCUUUUACUGCAGUGUGACAUGCAGAAGUAAGGAAGGAGAGGAGGAAGAUGAGUAAAGGGGGCUGGGGGGUGUAGGGAGGGGAGGAGAACCAUGUACAGACUUCUAGAAAGAUGUAGGUAAUAGAUAAUGAGGGAAAAUGUACAUAGUUAGACUGGGAAUGCUAAGGGAAUGGUUAUGGCUGUUUGGAAUGAUUAGUGAAAGUAAAUGCAAGAGAGUCUUUUCCACCCUGGAUCACUUGUUACACAUUCUGUCGGCUUUCCAGCCUCUAGAGAGAUUUAGAAAGUUUGAAUACAAGACAUUGCUUUCCUCAAAAAGGUCACUUUUGAGCCAACAGACAGGCAUCAAGCUCUCUUUUAGGAUUAAAAGCGAAUUUUAACAACCUAAUAGUUAUAAAUGAUUUAAUAAUAAUGUAAUUCUGAUCCAUUUUAAUGAAUUUUAAAAUUAAUCCAAAAUGUUGUUACAGAUAAAAAAAAAAGGAUUUUAUUAUUUUUAGGUCUGAAAUUAUAUAUUAGGGAUAAACAAUAUAUUGAAACACAAUUUUCACUCAGAAAAUUUCUGCACUCUAAAAAAUGUCACCCAGCACUGGGUGAAAUAUGGGAAAAAUACAGUGAUUGGGUUGUUUUGACUCAGCGGUUGGGUUAAAUGUUUAGCUUAACCUUCUGGGUAGUUUAAUUUAACUCAACUAUUGUUUAAAAAUUACUAUAUGGCUGGCUUAAAAUAAACUCAAAAUGGGUUGUAAAUUACAAAUCAAAAACAUAAUUAUUAAAGGCAUCAGCAACAAUCAAAAGGUGAGUAGUUAUUAUUAAGCAAUUCUGCCUUUUUUUCUUGCAAUUGCGAUUUUAUAUCUUACAACAGAAAAAAACUCAGAAUUGCAAGAUAUAAACUCGCAAUAGCGAGAAAAAUGCGCAAAUGUGAGUUUAUCUUGCAGUUCUGACUUCAUUUCUCGCAUUUGUGAGUUUAUGUCACGCAGUUCUGAGAAAAACAGUCAGAAUUGCGAGUUUAUAUCUUAAUUAGGGCUGGCAAACGAUUAAUCGCUAUUAAUCGCAUACAUAAUAAAAGUUUGAGUUUGCCUAAUAUAUGUGUAUGUACUGUAUGUAAUUAUUAUAAAUACGUGUAAUUAUUAAAAAUAAGUGUAAGCAUAUAUAAAUACAAGCACAUUCAUGUAUAUAUUUAAGAAAUAUAUGCAAGUAUAUAUAUUAUAAUUUUUAUAGGAUUUAUAUUAUAUAUAAAUAAAAAUAUUUUGCACAUAAAUAACAUAUUUCUCUUAAAUAUAUACAUUAAUUCGUGUGUAUUUAUAUAUACAUAAUAAUUACACACAGUACACACACACACACACACAUAUAUUAGGCAAACUCAGACUUUUUUGUGUGUGAUUAAUCGCGAUUAAUCGUUUGCCAGCCCUAAUCUUAAUAACAUGCAAUUGCGAGUUAAGUCAGAAUUGUGAGAUAUAAACUCACAAUUCUGAGAACGUAGUUUUUUCCCCUUAAAAUUAGACUUUAUAACUCGCAACUGCAAGUUUAUAUCUCACAACAGAAAAACAUUAGAAUUGCGAGAUGUAAACUCUGACUUUUUUUCUCGCAAAUUGCGAAUUUAUAUUUUAAUAACACACACUUAAAAUUGUUAAGUCAGAAUUGUGAGAUAUAAACUCGCAAUUCUGAGAAUAUAGUUUUUUUACCCCCAAAAUUGGACUUUACAACUCGCAAUUGCGAGUUUGUAUCUUACGACAGGAGAAAAGUCAGAAUUGCGAGAUAUAUACUUGCAACUGCAAGAAAAAUAUGAGUUUGUGUCUCACAAUUCUGACUUUUUUUCUCGCAAUUGCAAGUUUAUGUCUCACAACAGAAAAAAGGUCAGAACUGCGAGACACAAACUCGCAAUUGCACACUUUUUUGCAAUUGUGAGGUUAUAUCACGCAAUUUUGAGAAAGAAGUCAGAGCUGUAAGAUAAAUAAAAUGGUUCUUCAAUUUAAAAAAUGGUUCUUAUUUAUUUAUUAUUAGUGCUGGGUAACGAUUAAUUGCAUGCAAAAUGAAAGUUUUUGUGUACAUAUUAUAUAUGUGUGUAUAUGUGUGUACACACAUGCAUGUAUAUAUUUAAGAAAAAUGAUAUGUUUAUAUAUGUUUAUAUGUUUAAGCAAUAGUUGAGUUAAAUAAAACUAUCCACAAGGCUGAGUUAAACAUUUAACCCAAUCGCUGGGACAAAACAACCUAAUCACUGAGUGUGUCCAUAUGUCACCCAGCGCUGGGUUGUUUUUAACCCAACAUUUUUUAGAGUGUAGAACAUUUACAAAUAAUUACAAAGAAAUGGCAAAAAAAGAUGAUUAAACCUGAAAUUUUGAAGUAGAAAGACUGAAAUUGUAUUUUCAUGUAAAACAUACUAUAAUAAUAAUCUGGAUAUUGUAUGUAUAAUUACCCAAUAUUUGGAGAUUUAAUAGUUCUGUCAUCUAACACUCACUUAAUCUUUAAUAACAAUCUUUGGCAAAUCUCAAAAUGAAUAUUCAUUUUUCAUACUAUACAUUUUUAAAUAUUUUUAAUUUAUAUAGACAGAAUAGAAAUUAAUUUAUUAUUCAUUUAUCUACAGAAGCAACACAAGAAAAAGGGCUUCCGUAAUUUAUCGGUUAUUGCCCAUAACAAUAAUUAUCUGCUUAUUAGUCUUGGACAAAUGUGUAUACCGUGCAUCAUUUUAUUUAUGUAUUUAUUUAUUUUGCCCAGAUUGAAAAUGUCAGAACUGUAACAUGCCCGAUUACAGACUACAGAAUGCAUUGUAGAAAACAGAGAGUUCAGAGCAGGACUGAAUCCUUUGACAUUUGUGAGUGCCUUUAUAUGCAGCGCUCUACCCUAUUAGAUUCCACUCUAGCAACUGAUCAGUAGAGUUUAAACACAUUGCCAUAAUCUGACGAUCCAAUCACCAAGCAUAGCCUUCUAAUUGUGUUUUUGGCCAAGAUAAAACUAAAAGUUAAAAGGUGAUAUUUCGUAACGGGUCAUGCCAGAAAAUGAGGAAUAGCGUUUAUUAGCUAGAGAACUGUCAACAUAUGUACAUGAUGACAUUUUGUACAUAAUGCCUAUACACAUGCUUAAUAUGUACGUAUGUAUGUAAAUGUUUCUCUACCUUAGAACUGCUUUCAUAAUCUGACACAGCUGCAAUGAUUUGUGUGCUAACACAAAAAAACCUUACUGUACUUAACGUAUGUGGGUCUGUCUGUCGAAGCGGAAACUACGUGUGCAUUUUCUUCACUGUAAACCGGUGUGAAAGCUGUGGUGUGUGAGUGUGUGAGUUCACAUAAGAGAACACAAAUGCCUCAACCUUUGUAUUAAUUCUUUCUUAUGAUCUUCACGCCAGUGCUAGGAGUAUUACGCCGUCGUGUUUGUUGUUACCUGGUGUGUCCGGUGAGCUGUUUUUUUUUGUCAUGAGAGCUUUAGUUCAGUCUUUAUUAGUUCAUUUCACAAGCUUUGCAGCUGUCACCCAAGAGGAUUUUAAUUGUGUGAAUAUUGUCAAUGUUAAACUACCUUUCUUUACUCUUGUAAUAUAAGUGGACACAAAUGUAAACCAGACGCAGAAUGUGAAGUACUUGUCAAUGUUACUAUGCCGCAAUACUUACUAACAUGAGAAUACUGUUGCACUAUGUAGUGAGUAGAGGCAAUACAGCUUUAGUUUUAGACUGCCUCCCUGUGGUGAAAGAUGUUAAUUAACUUACCCAGUUCACUUCAGCAGCAGAUCUUCAAACACUAGGUUUUCAUUUAGAACCAGGGGUUUCAGGGGGCGAGGGGAUCCAACUAAGUUCUCUAUGUGAUAUAAUCUCUUUAUAGGGCCAAGGGCCCAUCCAAAAAAUGAAUAGCUCACAAUUUGCUAAAAAAAAUUGUUUUGGAACAGAUUUAUAGCAAAAAAUGUAGCAUUGCGUCAUUUGCUCACCAGUGGAUACUCUGCAGUGAAUGGGUGCCAUCAGAAUGAGAGUCCAAACAGCUGAUAGAAACAUCACAAUAAUCCACAAGUAAGUUUAAGAAACAAAUGCAUAAUUAAGGCAUUUUAACUUUCACAGUAAUGCUUCAUCCAAUUCACUGCACAGGAUCCAUUGGUGAGCAAGUGAUGUAUUGCUACAUUUCUCCAAGUUUCUACUAUACAGUGCCUUGCGAAAGUAUUCAUACCCCUUUAUUUUUUUCAGUUUUUAUAAGUUGCAACCUUAUAUUAAACUGGUUUAAAUAAUUUUUUCCACAUCAAUCUACACUCCAUACACCAUAAUGACAAAGCACAAAACAGAUUUGUGACAACUUUGCAGAUGUGUUAAAAUUAAAAAAGUGAAAUGAGUAAAUUGCAUAAGUAUUCAUACCCUUAACACAAUACUUAGUUAAAGCACCUUUACAGCCUCAAGUAUUUUUUGGUAUGGUUAUUUGCCAUUCUUCUCCUCACCUCUUCACCUGUCAAGCUCUGUCAGCUUAGAUGGGGUCUGACUGACAUUUUCAGGUUUCUCCAGAAAUGUUUGAUUGGGUUCAAGCCCAGCCUGUGGCUGGGCCACUCAAGGACAUUCACAGAGUUGUCUAUAAGCAACUUUUGCUGUGAGCAUAGGGUCAUUGUCCUGUUGGAAGGUGAACCUUCUGCUCAAUCUGAGGUUCUGAAUGCUCUGGACUGGGUUUUCAUUAAGACUCAAUAUUUUGGUGCAUUGAGUCCCUCAGUACCUGUUGCUGAAAAACAGCCCCACAGCAUGAGGCUACCAGCACACUUUUGGGAUGGUACUCCGCAGGUGAUGAGCAGUGCCUGGUUUCCCCAAUCAUUAUGCUUGGAAUUGAGGUUCAUCAAACUAAAUAAUCUUGUUUCUCACAGUCUAAGGGUUCUUUAGUUGUUUUGCUGCAAAUUCCAAGUGUGUUUUCAUGUGUCUUCACUGAGGAGAGAAUUGAGUUUGGCCACAAUGCCAUAAAGACUGUACUAGUGGAGUGUUGCAGUGAUGUUUGUCCUUCUGUAAGUCUGCAAGUAGAAUGACAAUCAGCUACCAGUUUAACCAAGGCCCUUCUCCAUAAAUUGCUCAGUUUGUCCAGGAGGCCAGCUCUAGGAAGAGUCCUAGUUGCUCCAACCUUCUUCCAUUAUGGAUAACAGAGGCUACAUGCUUCUGUGAUCCUGCAGUGCAGCAGAAUUUUUUUCUGAACUCUUUCCCAGACCUGUAGCUUGUCCAAUCAUGUCUCUGAGCUCUACAGACAUUUUUUUUUUUUUUUUUUUUUUUUUUUACCCCAGGGCUUGGUUUUUGCUCUGAAAUGCAUUUCCAGCUGUUAAACCUUUUAUUGAGAGGUGUGUGCCUUUCCAAAUCAUAUUUAUUCAAAUGAAUUUGCCACAGGUUAAUUUCACUUGAAGUGUAAUAAUGUCUACAAGGAAUAUGAGUGCUCCUGAGCUCCUGAGCAGAAUACUUAUGCAAUGGAACAAUUUCAGUUUUAUAUUUCUAAUAAAUUUGCAAAGCUGUUAGAAACCUGUUUUUGCUUUGUCAUCAUAGUUUAUGGAGUGUAGAUAAAUAGUGUAGUAAAAAAAAGUUAUUUAAAGCAGUUUAACAUAAGGCUGCAACAUAAAACAUGAAAGGGUAUGAAUACUUUCGCAAGUAUACACUUCUAGACCACAACGAGAAGGGCCUUUUUGGGCUACAAAAAAGCAGUGAUUAUUUGUAUUUAGACAUCAUUUUAGCUUUAUCCAAUUGCUGUAGCAAUACUCAAAAAUUACUUUAAUCCUGUGAUUCAUUUUGCAGCGUAUCCUGUGAUGUUACAUCUUCAGUAACAGCAGUUUAAGCAAUUUCUUUACUUGCCUAUAAGCACAUUUUGUCACAACUGCUUUUACACUACUCAUAAUCUUGUGAAAUCCUUGUGGGAUGUGUUUCCUGUCACAUUCACACACCUCUGCCGCUGUUUUACACUUCUGCUCACGAGCGGAAAGUGUAAUCUCUGUCUUAUUUUGUCACAUAGUAGCUUUCUUUAUACUGAACUGUGCUACCCCUUUUGAAAAAGAAGUGUGCUUAAAGGGAUAGUUCACCCAAAAAUGAAAAUCCUGUCAUUGAUUACUCACCCUCAUAUCAUCUUCUGAACACAAAUUAAGAUAUUUUUAAUGAAAUCCAAGAGCUUUUUGACCCUGCACAGACAGCAAGUUGUGUUCAGAAUAUCUUAAUUUGUGUUCAGAAGAUGAACGAAGAUCUUACGGGUUUGGAAUGACAUGAGGGUGAGUAAUUAAUGACAGAAUUUACAUUUUUUGGGUGAACUAUCCCUUUAAUUGUAUUGAAUGUGCACUUGUAGGGUACUUAAAAUCUUAAAGGCUCAUUAAAAAAAAAAGGAUAAUAUAAUAUUAAUGAAUUAAAAGGCCAUUCAAGUACUCGCUAUAAAAGUGUGCUGAUGUGUGUUUCUUUUUCAGAAGGAAAAAUCAUUCAGUUGGUCACUGUCACUGAAUUUUAGUUUUGACCGCAAUUCAGAACUGUACCAGCGUUGAUCAAUGUAUAGUCUGCAAUCUUUCAGACUGACCAUCUGACUAUCUAAUGAUCACUGUGAUUAGAUUACAUAAACGCAGUAAUGGUCAUGGGUAAUGAUUAUGGGAAGUGCAAAAUGGGCCUUGUGGAUGUUGUGCAAUGUGCUGAUCUGCCACUAAAUUGACUCAUGCCACUGCUAACAUCCAGUGUGAGAAUUUCUGUGCCAAAGACUCUAUCAAAGAUCAAAUUGGAUAAUAAAUAAGAUAUAUAUUGAAUAUAUAUGUACAAACACACACACAUGCACACAAAGAUGUUCUGAACUUGCACCCAUUUAUUGAAAAUGUAUUUUGAUUGCAUUAAGUUAUAAUACAGCUUGAAAAUAUAAUGUAAGUUGGUCAUGUGUGCAUCCUUCCACUGCAAAAUCCGAUUAUGUCCGAAAAUAAUAACAGUGAAAAGGGAGUAAUUGUGUCCAGUCGUGCAAUACAAUGCUUUCUGUACUGUACGUGUGCUGUGCAUUUCUAAAUGUCUGGUUUCUGUUCACUUUUUCAAUAUCGUAAAGCUCCUUGAACAAAGAUGUGUAAUUAUUUUUGUUACAUAGAGAAUUAAAUAUGUGGAUGUCUACUGAA
Messenger RNA from Labeo rohita (rohu), 7730 nucleotides. It is a transcript of the gene hpcal4, whose product is annotated as hippocalcin like 4. The record is from RefSeq and is a predicted model, not a curated record. Lineage: Eukaryota; Metazoa; Chordata; Actinopteri; Cypriniformes; Cyprinidae. The transcript has 4 exons. The coding region runs from base 141 to 716 and encodes 191 amino acids. Gene Ontology annotation, molecular function: calcium ion binding.